This is a messenger RNA of Anopheles funestus (African malaria mosquito), 874 nucleotides long. RefSeq names its product pre-mRNA-splicing factor Syf2. NCBI's taxonomy places the organism in Eukaryota, Metazoa, Arthropoda, Insecta, Diptera, Culicidae. Bases 103 to 798 code for a protein of 231 amino acids. Gene Ontology annotation, cellular component: catalytic step 2 spliceosome; Prp19 complex; post-mRNA release spliceosomal complex. The transcript has a single exon. The record is from RefSeq and is a predicted model, not a curated record.
GCUAUCUAUCUUUAAUGAUCUUGGUUUUGUUUACAGAUCAAAGUGGUGGAAUAAACAACGUAGUAAAAAUUAAAGCCUUUUUAGUUCAACAAAAUUGCAGACAUGGCAGAAACAGCCGCAGGUUCAUCAAAAACAUUUGCUGAGAAGCACGCUGAACGAAUGGCCCGCUUAAAACAGCUGCACACACAGCGUAAUGAGGCGCGCGCUUCCAACCAUCAAGAGGUUAUCGCAGAACAUGAGCGCAAGAAGCUGCCUGCGAAUUGGGAAUCCAGACAACGACAAGCUGAAUGGUUGAUCGGAGAUUUAAAGGCACGCACGGAAGCGGAAGAAAACGGACUAGACUACAACCGAGUGAAAAUGCUGAAUGUGUCCGCAGCCGAAGCAGACCGAAUCGAUAAACUUAAAGCAAAGAAGAGGAACGCAGAUCCGGGCUUCUCAGACUACGAAGCGCAAACAGCACGACAGUACAAUCGGUUGGUCAAAGCGAUGCCCGCCAGAGAUUUGGUCAAGUAUGAAGAGCAAAAGGAGAAAUAUGGAGAUGCUUUCUAUGGUGGGCCGAAUGUUAUACUGCAAGGGUUGCACAAGGACACUCCAGUUGCAAUCGACAACAUGGUGAAGGAUUUGGAAGGGCAGAUAGCCAAACGCAAGAAGUUCUCUAGAAGGCGUACACACAACGAUGAUGCCGAUAUUGAUUACAUUAAUGAAAAGAAUGCUCGGUUCAACAAGAAAUUGGAACGAUUCUAUGGUGAACAUACCACAGAGAUCAAACAAAAUUUGGAACGCGGUACAGCCAUCUAAAAUGUGUGCAAUUAUCAUUAUCCAUAUUUUAUUAAAAAUAUAAAACAAUGAAAUGUAUUUAAAGCGGACAACAAAA